Messenger RNA from Rhizoctonia solani, 1821 nucleotides. RefSeq names its product Retrovirus-related Pol polyprotein from transposon TNT 1-94. Gene Ontology annotation, biological process: DNA integration. The transcript is spliced from 4 exons. Gene Ontology annotation, molecular function: nucleic acid binding. The record is from RefSeq and is a predicted model, not a curated record. NCBI's taxonomy places the organism in Eukaryota, Fungi, Basidiomycota, Agaricomycetes, Cantharellales, Ceratobasidiaceae. Bases 1 to 1821 code for a protein of 606 amino acids.
AUGGUCAAGAAGGGUGCCGUCAAAGGAAUGGACAUAAUAGGAAAUUGCUUACCCCCUGAAUCAAAAUGUGGUCCGUGUAUGCGCGGCAAACAAACUCGCGCGCUGUUUACCAAGUCCCAAAAUCAUGCGUCCAAAAUACUCAAACUCUUGCACAUUACAAUUGAUGACAAGUCUCAAAUGAUAUUUGUUCAUAUCCUAAAAGGCAAGAGCAAAUUUGCGUUGCGGUUCAAGGAGGUCAAAAUAUCACUCAAAAAUUUAAUUGGAAAGAAAAUCAAAAAGCUAUGUACAGAUGGUGGUGGCAAAUUCCAAUCCAAAGUUUUCAAAGAAUGGUUGAAGUCAAACAGAAUCCAGCAUCAAGCAUGGGCGCGCGUACCUGACAAUAAAGAAACAAAGCUACAAGCACAAUCAAUUGAAUGUCAGUACUUAGGAUUUGCGCCGAAUCAAAAAGCCCACGUACUUAUUGAACAAGCAAACGGCCAAAUAAUAACAUCACAAGACAUUGUUUUUGACAAGGGUGACAAGCCAUGCCAACAAAUAAUUAUCAAAGAUUUUGACGAGCUAGAUUGGAACGCCAAGCAAGUGGGCAAUGUAGAGAAACAGCUGAAGUCUGAAGUCAAAGAGAUUGGAAUAUCAGUCUCAAAACAAGAAGACAAGGCUAUUGAGCACAAACCAUUGGAGCCAAAGUUUGAAACACCUGCCACAUUGCCCCCACAAUCCCAAGCGCCCUCUCCCAAGGCUUGUGAGACAACACCAGCACCUCCUGUACAACCUUGUUGCUCCACUCAAGCUACUUGUCUGCUGGAACAAUACGGAGCUAGGACCAACAAACACGCCAAAUAUGCCUAUACGUCAGUAACCAACAAACCGCCUAAGUCAUUUAAAGAGGCAAUGGAAAGGCCAGACUUUCACCUAUGGUUAGCCGUGAUGAUCAAAGAAAUUGAUUUGAUUACCAAACAUGGAGUCUGGAAGCAAGCCGCUUGCCCAACAGACAAGAACGUUGUGGAAUUUGCCAGCCAAAACCUCAAGCUCCUACAACUCAACAUCAAGACCGCAUUUCUCCAUGGCAAUCUUGAUGAAGAAAUCUACAUGGAGCAACCAGAAGGUUUCUGCAAUAAUGACAGAUCAGUAUGGCGGCUUGUAAAAGCGUUAUACGGACUGAAACAGGCCGCGCAAGCCUUUUACUUGCGUCUCCGCAAAGUACUUGUGAGUAUUGGCUUCACCAGAUGCAAGACCAACCACGCCGUCUUUUGGCAAAGGGAAGGGGAUAAGCUAGCAAUAAUAUUAGCGCACGUUGAUGAUAUGUUGCUUGCAGGCACACCAAAAUUGUACCUCAAAGACAUUAAAGUUGAUCUAGCUAAAUCUUUUGACAUAGUUGAUUUGGGAGAGGCUCAAAUGUUUGUCAGAGUCAAAAUUACAAGGGAUUGUAAGCUAGGGACGUUAAAAAUUUCACAACGCCAGUAUAUUGACAACAUCCUUAAACAAUUUGGGAUGGAAGAAUACAAAUCAUGCAUUACGCCAAUGGCAGAAUCUCUGAAUUUGCCAAAGCUCAACUUGCCUAGUAUCAAUUGGACUCUGUACCAGCAAGGCGUUGGUUCUCUUAUGUACGCCAUGAUCUCAACUUGGCCCAACAUUGCAUAUGCUACGGGACUACUUGCCCAACAUGCCGCUAACCCCGGAAAGGAACACUGGUCAGCUUUAUUACAAGUACUGCAAUAUUUACAAGGUACAAAAGAUCUUGGAAUUGUAUACAACCGCUUGAAGAAGAUGGAGCUCACAGGAUUUGUUGACACGGACUACGCUGGUGACCCACAUACUAGUUGA